Urocitellus parryii (Arctic ground squirrel) is the source of this 1138-nucleotide messenger RNA. RefSeq names its product PNMA family member 2 (gene Pnma2). The record is from RefSeq and is a predicted model, not a curated record. NCBI's taxonomy places the organism in Eukaryota, Metazoa, Chordata, Mammalia, Rodentia, Sciuridae.
CACCCCUAAGGCUGUGCCUAUCCACAGCACUAGUUACUACCUAUAGAGAGUGAGUGGUUCAGUAUCUGGGACAAUGGCAGUGGCACUGUUAGAGGACUGGUGCAGGAUCAUGAGUGUGGAUGACCAGAAGUCGCUGAUGGUGAUGGGCAUACCAGUGGACUGCGAUGAGGCUGAGAUCCAGGCCAUCCUGCAGGAGACUUUAAAGUCUCUGGGCAGGUAUAGAUUGCUUGGCAAGAUCUUCCGGAAGCAGGAGAAUGCCAAUGCCGUCUUAUUGGAGCUUAUGGAGGAUAUUGAUGUCUCAGUGAUCCCUAGUGAGGUUCAGGGAAAGGGGGGUGUCUGGAAAGUGAUCUUUAAGACCCCUAACCAGGACACUGAAUUUCUUGAAAGACUGAACAUCUUUCUAGAAAAAGAGGGACAGACAGUCUCAAGUAUGUUCCGAGCCCUUGGGCACGAUGGGGUAUCUCCAGCUACAGUACCCUAUAUAUCUCCAGAGUUACUGGCCCAUCUGUUGGGACAGGCAAUGGCACAUGCCCCUCAGCCCCUGCUACCCAUGAGAUAUCGGAAACUGAGAGUGUUCUCAGGGAGUGCCAAGCCUGGCCCAGAGGAAGAGCCAUUUGAGGUCUGGUUGCAACAAGCCACUGAGAUAGUCAAAGAGUGGCCCGUCUCAGAGGCAGAAAAGAAGAGGUGGCUGGUGGAGAGCCUGCGAGGCCCCGCCCUGGACCUCAUGCACAUAGUGCAGGCWGACAACCCAGCCGUCAGUGUGGAGGAGUGCCUGGAGGCCUUUAAACAGGUGUUUGGGAGCCUGGAGAGCCGCAGGACCUCCCAGGUGAGAUACCUGAAGACCUUUCAGGAGGAAGGGGAGAAAGUCUCAGCCUAUCUGCUAAGACUAGAAACCCUGCUCCGGAGAGCUGUGGAGAAACGGGCCAUCCCCAAGAAUAUCGUGGACCAGGUCCGCCUGGAGCAGGUCAUGGCUGGGGCCAACCUUGGUGAGGUUCUCUGGUGUCGGCUUAGGGAGCUAAAGGAUCAGGGCCCGCUUCCCAACUUCCUGGAGUUGAUGAAGGUAGUACGGGAAGAAGAGGAGGAAGAGGCCUCCUUUGGAAAUGAGAAUAUCCCUGGGCGCGCUGGUGCACGCCUGUAA